This is a messenger RNA of Liolophura sinensis, 3982 nucleotides long. Its product is annotated as microtubule-associated proteins 1A/1B light chain 3A-like. The transcript is spliced from 4 exons. Lineage: Eukaryota; Metazoa; Mollusca; Polyplacophora; Chitonida; Chitonidae. The record is from RefSeq and is a predicted model, not a curated record. The coding region runs from base 78 to 443 and encodes 121 amino acids.
CUACUUCCGGGCAAAAGGAGGAGAAAUCCGUCACGUUUGACACAUUGUAGUAGCUUUCUUACAGUUUACAGAACAUAAUGCCUCAUCAACAACCUUCAUUCAAACAAAGGAGAUCAUUUGAUCAGAGGAAAAAGGAUGUUGAAGCCAUACAAACCCAACACCCUGACAAGAUACCUGUAAUCAUUGAGCAGUAUGAAGGGGAAAAGGGUCUUCCAGCAUUGGACAAGACAAAGUUCCUUGUUCCAGAUAAUGUGAACAUGAGUGAACUUGUUAAAAUCAUAAGACGUCGACUUCAGCUGCACCCAAGCCAAGCAUUUUUCCUUUUGGUGAACAACAGGAGCAUGGUUAGCAACACCACACCCAUUUCCGAAGUUUAUGAAAGAGAGAAAGAUGACGAUGGCUUUCUGUACAUUGUGUACGCAUCCCAGGAAACAUUUGGCUAACUUUUUUUCCAUGUUGAGAAAGAGAAUCCUAAAUUUUGGACUAUUGUGGAGGUGUCAGCAGAAUUGGAGAUGUUGCUUUGACUGAGAACGUGCUUGUAAAGCUGUGUAAUUAUAGAAAUGGUUUCUGUCAUGUACCAUCUGUCUGCAUGUAUAUAACUGACCAAUUGUUAUAUAUGUUUUAUGUCUAAUUAACUUUCUGCUCUGACAUUUUGUUUUUGAAACUGUGGAAGAUUAUCUGUUGUAGAACUAAUUUGGUCUGACUGGGUUUUGGGUAUGUUGCCAAGGGACACAAGUUUGUUGGGGUUGACUCAGAUAGAUAUGAACAUCUAGAUUUUGACAAAUGGAAGAAUGCUAAUUCUGAGGCCAUUGUUAUCGUAUACAUACCAGUAUGUCAGAGGUUCAUUAUAUGUAAACUACAAUAAUAUUCUCUAAAACAAAAAAAUGUUCAUGAUAUGCUUAAAAGGUGGAGAGCAUGGGCUUGUUACUGUGGUAUAUUCUUAGAAAAUAUCUUAGUCAUCUUUUAAUUGGUGAUAAUGGUCAAAUAAUAAUCUGCAGAUGAUAUGGUAGAAGUUCUGUUCAGCUACUUUUGUCACUGUUUGAUUUACAGCUGUAGUCGUUUUUCAACACCAUUUGUGUUACGUUUUCUUCCUCUUUAGUAUUAUCAUGUUGUCUAUGAGCCAGGUACUGUUUUUCAAAUGAAUUUUCUCUAACCCCUAAAAUUCUCCAGGACAUGCUGUUGUUGAAACAAGAACACUUACAAAAAUGUGCUCAGCGCACAAAGUUUGUGUUCACAUUUGACAAGAGGCACUGUGAUCAAUGUUGAAGACUGCUGUCAGUAUCUUAUGGCUUGAAAAUAGUUUUUAAAGACUUGUUUUACCAAGGUUUGGCAUAAACAUGUUGGAAUCUAUGAAUGACGCUGGUUAUGUAAUCAGUGUUUCAACCAGUGUGGAGUAUGGGCUCCAGUUUCUGAUACUCACAAAAAACUAUGUCCAUAUACAGUGGAAUAUAACAUAUAAAUAAUUUGAGCAUGCACUGGGUUUAAUACGCUUGUUUCGAGAUAUGACGUUAUGACUACAGAGUGAUGUCCCUUUAUGACAUGACGUUGUCACUUUACGGCACGGUAGGGCCAAUCUGGUAAUUUUAUCAUGGGGUGGUAUAUAGAAUAUAGAGAAGUAAUUGAAAGGAUUACACUGAUCUUCUGAAUUGUGUUGUCUGAAGGGGUGAAUUAGCGUUCCCCCCAAUAUUGCACAAAACAUGAUGUUCUUUGAUCUAAACACGAUCACUGCCAUGUUAAAGGAUAGGCAAGUAGCCCUACUGUGCUGUAUAGUGGCGACGUCUUUUUGCACGGAGACGUCAUUCUGUUGUCGUAAUGGCGUAACUAGAAAACUGCAUAUUACAGAGUAAUAUAUACUCGUAUUUGUGUGUGAAUUUUUAGUAGCACUGGAAAACAGCCAGUGAUGUUAAUUUUUUUUUAACAAAGCACAUUGCACAGUUAUCUGGAUUUGAAUUGUGCAGCUGCAAGUGGGAAUUAGUAUUAAAAGUUACUGUGUCUCAGUUUGCAAAACCCGGCUGUGGUAAAUGCCCAGGAUUCUGUCUUUGUGUGGAAUGAUAAAACACGAGUCACAUGGUAUUAUUUUGUUUUGCUAACGAAUAGCAGUUGAAAGUUGCCUUUAGUAUUGUAUAAGAAGCACAGCUUACUCUCAUUACCAAAAGUAUGUACAGAUAUCUGUAUCACUCUUGUAUACCUUAGCUACAUAGCAUUGGGUUACAGACUUGGUCUCAUGGUAGCACGUAAUAGCAGUUCUUUGGAAUGGUCAGUGUAGAUUACUGCGAUGUAGAUUGAAGAAGUGAAAUAACAACUGAGUUAUAUCUGAUAAGAAAUAUGUGAUUUCCCAGCAAUGCUUUUUCGUGGGGAGGUGGGGUGCUGCUUGCUAUCUUGCAUUAGAGUUUUCCAGAUUCCGGCGGGGCAUGUAUGUAGGUGGGGUACAUUGUCUAUCAAGUUGACACGGUGCAUAGAUAUAUGGAAGUGUACAAGGUUAAUGUUCUUUUGGCUAGUGUGGAGUAAGGCUUGUGCUCUUGUUAAAGUUAAAGUAAUGCUAGGCAGUCAGAGUAAAGUGCAAAGGUUUGCUGGACAAACUUCGGUUCAAGUGGGGAUUUCAGCAGGAGCUUCUGCUAAACUCCCGUGUGUUACCCCAUACAACAGACUGAUUAGAAACAUUUCCAGCCAUUAGAAUGGAUACAGGGAAGUCAUUGUUUGUGGAUUGAGCUAGACCACUGAGGUAUUUGAUCAUUUGAUGUAAUACUUAAAUUGGCAAAUAUAUUUGUUAGGCAAAAGUGUGUAUUUUAUUUCUCAAUAUUUGACUAGUCUUUGGAGGUUUGUUCUUGAUUUUUGAUGUAAAUAAGAUUGAACAGAAAGGCCAAAAAAUAAAAGUAAUUAGUGUGUUCUUGUGCUGGAGGAUAUACAGUAAUAGUAGGUGCGAAAUAGUAAUGGUAAGGGCUACAAUUGAUUUUGCUGUAUUUUGUUAUCUGGUCUAUGUUGUAAAUGUAUUAAAUGAUAGUGUUUUAUACCCAGGUGUAUUUAAUUUGUCUCAUUGUAAAAAAAAACUGAGAAUGCAGACUAUUUGUAAAGAUGACAUGCAGAACAUGCAACUCUAAAUGCUGAUGUACACGUAUAGAGCUUUAGAAAAUUUUUUUCAAUUUGAAUGCCUGAUAAAUACAAACAUUGAAACCGCUCAUCUGUUUAGCUGAAAAGUUAUGAUCAGUUCUCUAUUUAGAAGCUUUUUUCGUCAAUAUCUUAAAAAACUUUUUUUUACAGAGCUGAAAUGAUUGUAUAAUUCAGAGAUACCAUUAACAAUCAUGCAAUUAGCUUUGAUUUAAGUUUUUAAAGCAAAAAGUACAUUUUGAAAACUCCUAGUUUCGGUGCAGAUUGAUUGAUGAUCAUUGCUCCAAGAUGUCGGUUUUGAUCAGAUAUUACUGUAUUAGUGUACCAGUAUCCAUUGUCUACUUAACACUCGCAGAUUGAAACCCUUGGCCAGUAUCCUAGCCUUUUGACGUUCUGUACACCAAGAAACACACAUCAGUAUAUACUGGUAAAGUAUUGCACAUUAGUGUGUGAAGAAGUCUGCAAGUGUGCGCAUCAUACAGAACAAAUCUGUUUUGCCACAUGUUUACAUAUGUUUCUGUCUGAUGCACCAUGUUAACAGAUUGGUUAGGAUUUAUCAUAUGUUACUUGUAUGAUGUUUUGAUCACUGUAUGAUUGAAAAUACCAGCAGCGAUUUGGAUUGUUUGAUUAGAUCUGUUCAUCAUGGCCGUCCGACUGAAUGCCAAUCAUAUUAGUAUCCACCUUUACUGAUAUGUCAUCUCCAAUCAAUUGUGUAUUUCCAGUGUAACAGUUUUUGGCAUCAGUGCAAAUCUUAUACAAUAAUACUUUUUCUCUUUAAUGUUGAUCUGAAGGACAUAUUCUUGCAUUGUUGUGGUAAUGCACUCGUAACAUUGAAAAGUCGGCGGUGUUAAGUUUAAAUAAAUGGGAUUAUUUCAUG